AUGGCGGGGGCCCGGGGCUGCCCCCAGGCGGGCAGCGGGGAGCGGGCUCUGGCCGAGCUGCUGCUCGAGUUCUCUCGGGCGCAGUAUCGGGCCAAGGACGGGGGCGGCGGUGGGGCCGGGAGCAGCGCGAAGGUGGAGAGGAUUGAGAAGCGCUGCCUGGAGCUGUUUGGCAGGGACUAUUGCUACAGCCUGAUACAGAAUGUGAAUGGGGAAAUUUGUGGCCACUAUCCCCGGCAGAUCGUCUUCCUAGAGUACGAGAGCACUGACAGGGAGCGGAACAUGUUUGAGAGCACUGUGCAGGUCAGCAAACUGCAGGACCUCAUCAACCGCAGUAAAAUGGCCAGAUGUAGAGGACGAUUUGUCUGCCCGGUCAUUCUGUACAAGGGAAAGCAUGUCUGUAGGUCAGCGACCCUGGCUGGAUGGGGGGAACUGUAUGGACGUACUGGGUACAACUACAUUUUCUCAGGGGGCUCUGACGAUGCAUGGGCUGAUACCGAAGACCUUUCAGAAGAAGAUUCUGCAUUCAGGAAUGCAGACUCCCAGCUGUUUGACAAGGUCCGAGGACAUGACAUCAAGCUGCUUCGAUACCUGUCUAUCAGAUAUAUCUGUGACCUAAUGGUGGAGAACAAGAAAGUGAAGUUUGGCUUAAAUGUGACGUCUUCCGAGAAAGUGGACAAAGCUCAGCGCUAUGCUGAUUUUACCCUCCUCUCCAUCCCAUAUCCAGGCUGUGAAUUUUUUAAGGAGUACAAAGACCGGGAUUACAGAGCUGAGGGUCUCGUAUUUAACUGGAAGCAGGAUUACGUAGAUGCUCCAUUAAGUAUCCCAGUGUCUCUGACCCGGUCUUUGAACAUUGACUGGAGUGAGUACCAGAGCUGGGACCUGGUGCAACAGACACAGAACUACCUGAAGCUGCUGAUCUCACUCAUCAAUGGGGACGAUGACAGCGGGCUCCUGGUACACUGUAUAUCCGGCUGGGACCGAACCCCUCUCUUCGUCGCCCUCCUGCGCCUCUCCUUGUGGGCCGAUGGGCUUAUCCAUGCCUCGCUGGAGCCUGCGGAGAUUCUUUACCUGACAGUGGCCUAUGACUGGUUCCUUUUUGGGCACAUGUUGGUUGAUCGGCUCAGUAAAGGAGAAGAGAUUUUCUUUUUCUGCUUCAAUUUUCUGAAGCACAUCACCUCGGAGGAGUUCUCUGCUGUGAAGCUGCAGAGGAGGAAGAGCCUGCUGCCUGGCUUCACGGUGGAAGAAAUCUGCAUGCUCAGUGAGUGCAGUCCCGGAACGCCGGCCACUCCCCUGGAGCAGAGGGAUCGGGGCAGCACCACGAGCCUGAGCAGUGACUUCUCCCUAGUGCUGGAGAGUUCACCAGGAGCAGCCGGGAGCUUCACCUCUGAGGCUGUGGAGCUGAUGCCAGCUGGCGCACAGACCCAGGCCGCUUGGAAGAAGAGCCGCACAUCCUCUCCCCAAACGGUGCUCUGGAGUCGGACCCCACAGUCUGAAGACAGACCGCCUUACCAGGAAGCAAAGUCCUCUAGCUCCUCCUCCUCAAACCAUUCUGACACCUUCCUGAGGGUUGGAAGCAGCCCACUGGAGGUCCCGAAACCCAGAGUCUUCCAGCUCGUCAUUACGCUGAUCCGUGACUUCCCCAGGAACUCUGAGCACAGCUCUUCUAACGUGACAAGUCCUGUUCAUACUGGCUCCAGCCCUGGCUGCCUUGUGGAGACGGUUGUGUGUAAUGGGCUGAGUUGGACUCUUGUUCCCUUGGACAAUUGGAAUAUACAGGCUCCCACACAAGAGCAUGGGGUGGGGUGAACCUGGGCUGGACUCUGCAGCAGUAAAUACUGGAGCCAGGAGCACAGAGGAGAACAUCAGUAAUAAGGCUGAGGGGAUCAAGUCAGCUGUAUGCAGACAGCUGGAACCUCUCUCGGCCAGCAGCUCCAGCACAGAGUAGAGAUGUGCUUCCCUUGAUACAGAAGCAGCUUGGAUUUCCUCUCCACCCGUGUCCCCGAACGCCAGCUGUAAGCUCAUGUCUGGGUGACCCUGGGGAAAGGGGUGCAGUUGGCAGGGCAGCAGUUGAUCUAGUCCUCUGGAUCCAGUUACACUGCUCCAGCUCCCACUUCCCUGCUGAAUCCAGCCACGCCUUGGUCCAUACACGGCCUACUCCAGCUCCCACUUCCCUGCUGAAUCCAGCCAUGCCUUGGUCCAUACACAGCCUUCCGUCCUUCUCCAGGGAUUGAGCUGAUCACUCCUGGGCGAGCCGGGGGCAUGGUCCAAAUACACCCUCGUAAUUAGAGACUGACAUGGCUGGGGCCUUCGCCUUGGCCUGAACUCCAUGAAUGGUGUCUGCAUGUCCUAUUGCUCGGGAGAGGAAGGGAUUGCAUUGCCUCACUCAGCACUGCUGGUGCCUCCUCUCUGGCUACGUGAAUCCAGGUCACAUCCGGUCACAGAGGGUCUAUAACAAUCUCCAGCUGAAGUUCUACCUGGGGAUGGGGGGAACAUACAUUUGAAUGCAAAAUAGUCAAUAUUAUUAUUUCCUCUAUAGUGUGUUUCAUCAGUAGAUCUCAAAGUGCUUCCCACUCAUCAGUGUAUUUCUCCCUACACCGCCCUGUGAGAUGGGAGAACAUGACUCGCCCCAUUGUAUAAAGGGGGCCUGAGGCACACCCUACCUACUGACCUGUCCAUCCAGCAUCACUGCUGGAGGCAGAGGGGAGCAAGGAGGAAGCCCUUUCCCUUGGCCCCUUACGAACAGUGUUCAGCAGCCAGACACUUGGCUGGAGUCCGCUGACUGACUGCUGCCAGAAAUGCUCUUGUCUCUACAGCUGGAGGCUGGUUCCUGGGGAAGGUCUAAACUGAGGAAAUAACUGCACUUGACUUUCUAAUCCUCUGGCCAUGUGGUCAUGGCAACAAAACACUUAGCCACGCAGCAGCAGCAGGGGAGACAUGGACUGUUCUUAGUGGGCCAACAGCACUUCAAGCAGCUAAUCCCAGUUGUUCCAGGUGCAGCCAGAAUGGAGAGCAGAGUAAUGCCGACAGACGUGUAGUGGAGGAAGGGGAAGGGCACCAGGAUGACCCUUUAGGUGUUUCCACUGGGGCAUCCUCGAAGGAAAUGUUGCAUAUGUUACACUUGGCCAGUGUGUGGGCUUCUUCAGGGGCUGGAGCUUCUGUCAUA
Messenger RNA from Mauremys reevesii (Reeves's turtle), 3163 nucleotides. RefSeq names its product myotubularin related protein 14 (gene MTMR14). Lineage: Eukaryota; Metazoa; Chordata; Testudines; Geoemydidae. The transcript is spliced from 18 exons. The coding region runs from base 1 to 1806 and encodes 601 amino acids. Gene Ontology annotation, biological process: dephosphorylation. The record is from RefSeq and is a predicted model, not a curated record. Gene Ontology annotation, molecular function: phosphatidylinositol-3-phosphate phosphatase activity.